AUGGCGCCGCUACCCAUCAAGUUCCAGGAGCUGGUGCAGCUCAGCAGCCUCGGCGUGGACACGCAGUCUAUCGGCUUCAACUCUUGCACACUAGAGUCGGACUCGUUCGUUUGCAUCCGCGAAAAGAAAAACGAAGCUGCUCAGCCGGAGGUUGUCAUUGUCGAGCUCAAAAAUGGCAACCACGUAACGCGCAGGCCCAUCAAGGCCGAUAGUGCCAUCAUGCACUGGAACAAGCAAAUCAUUGCCCUCAAGGCCCAGUCGCGGACCCUGCAGAUCUUCGACCUCGAGCAGAAGAAGAAGCUCAAGUCGUGCACAAUGAACGAGGAUGUCCAGUUCUGGAAGUGGAUCAGCGAGUCUACUCUGGGCCUCAUCACAACCAGCAGUGUGUACCACUGGGACGUCUACGAUGCCUCGCAGGAUGCGCCCGUCAAGGUCUUUGAGCGCAACGCUAACCUCAAUGGCUGCCAAAUCAUCAAUUACCGAGUCAACAGCGAUGGAAAGUGGAUGGUUGUGGUGGGCAUCUCCUCGGUGCAGGGCCGAGUGGUUGGCGCCAUGCAGCUCUACUCCAAGGACCGAGGCAUCAGCCAGGCUAUCGAAGGCCACGCUGCCGGCUUUGGCACCCUUAGGCUCGACGGCGCGCCCCAGGACACCAAGAUCUUCAGUUUCGCUGUGCGGUCGGCGACCGGCGCCAAGCUGCACAUUGUCGAGGUCGACCAUCCGGAUUCCAACCCGGUUUUCCAGAAGAAGGCCGUCGACAUCUUCUUCCCGCCCGAAGCUACAAACGACUUUCCGGUCGCCCUGCAGGUGUCGCAAAAGUACGGUGUCAUCUUCAUGGUCACCAAGUACGGCUUCAUUCACCUGUACGAUCUGGAGACGGGCUCGUCCAUCUUCAUCAACCGAAUCUCCAGCGAGACCAUCUUCACAAGCUGUGCUGAUGAUGCAUCUUCGGGCCUCGUCGGUAUUAAUCGCAAGGGCCAGGUGCUCUUCGUCACCAUCGAUGAUGCCACCAUCAUCCCCUACUUGCUGGAAAAUCCCGCUAACACAGAGAUCGCCAUCAAGCUCGCUUCAAGAGCUGGCCUGCCAGGUGCUGAUAACCUCUAUGCUAAGCAGUUCGAUCAACUCUUUAACAGCGGGAACUACCUCGAGGCUGCCAAGAUCGCCGCCGGCUCGCCCCGCGGCUUCCUGCGCACCCCCGAGACGAUCGAGAAGUUUAAGCGCCUCCCCACUCAGCCUGGCCAGAUGGCUGUUACGCUGCAAUACUUUGGAAUGCUGCUCGACAAGGGAUCUCUGAACAUGCAUGAAACGCUUGAGCUGGCCCAGCCUGUGCUGCAGCAAAACCGAAAGCACCUCCUCGAGAAGUGGUUCAAGGAGGGCAAGCUGGACUGCUCCGAGCAGCUCGGUGACAUGAUUCGCCCGUAUGAUGUCAAUCUGGCCCUGAGCGUCUAUCUCCAGGCCGGCGUCCACCACAAGGUCGUUGCUGGAUUUGCCGAGACUGGCCAGUUUGACAAGAUUCUGCCGUACGCUGCUCAAUCCGGAUACCAGCCCGAUUACCUCCAGCUUCUCCAGCACAUCAUCCGGACGAACCCCGACAAGGGAACUGAGUUCGCUACUGCUCUCGCCAACCAUGAAGGCGGCCCCCUGAUUGACCUGGAACGGGUCUGCGAUAUCUUCCAGUCUCAGGGCAUGGUCCAGCAGGCCACCGCUUUCUUGCUCGACGCCCUCAAGGAGAACAAGCCCGAGCACGCCCGUCUUCAGACUCGCCUUCUGGAGAUGAACCUGAUGCACGCUCCUCAAGUGGCAGAGGCCAUCCUUGGCAACGACAUGUUUACGCACUUUGACAAGGGCCGAAUCGCCCAGCUGUGCGAACAGGCCGGCUUGGCCCAGAAGGCGCUCGAGCUGUAUGAAGAUCCCGAGGCCAUCAAGCGCGUCAUUGUCAACAUUCCCGGCACCCCCAACUUCAACCCGGAGUGGCUCUCCAACUUCUUUGGCAAGCUUUCUGUCGAGCAGUCUCUGGACUGCCUCGAUGCCAUGAUGAAGCACAACAUCCGCCAGAACCUCCAGUCUGUUGUCAACAUCGCCACCAAGUAUUCGGAGCUGCUCGGAGCCGUGCGUCUCAUUGACCUCUUUGAGAAGUACAAGACUGCAGAGGGUCUCUUCUACUACCUUGGCAGCAUUGUCAACCUCUCCGAGGAUCCCGACGUCCACUUCAAGUAUAUUGAGGCUGCGACCAAGAUGGGCCAGUUCAACGAGGUGGAGCGUAUCUGCCGUGACAGCACGCACUACAACCCCGAGAAGGUGAAGAACUUCUUGAAAGAGGCCAAGCUGCCCGAGCAGCUGCCUCUCAUUAUCGUGUGCGACCGCUUCAACUUCGUCCAUGACUUGAUCCUGUUCCUCUAUCAGAACCAGCAGUUCCAGGCCAUCGAAGCGUAUGUCCAGCGCGUCAACCCCUCCCGAACCCCGGCCGUGAUCGGAGGCCUGCUCGAUGUCGACUGUGACGAGAAGAUCAUCAGGGACCUUCUCUCAACCGUUGAUGCCCACCAGAUCAACAUUGAUCAGCUCGUGUCCGAGGUCGAGUCUCGCAACCGCCUGAAGCUUCUGCUGCCAUUCCUCGAGGCCACCCUCCAGGCCGGAAACCAACAGCAGGCCGUCUACAACGCCCUGGCCAAGAUCUACAUCGACUCCAACAACAACCCCGAGAAGUUCCUUAAGGAGAAUGACCAGUAUGACACCCUCGUUGUCGGUAAAUACUGUGAGAAGCGCGACCCCAACUUGGCGUACAUUGCCUACUCCAAGGGCCAGAACGAUCUGGAGCUGGUCAACAUUACCAACGAGAACUCCAUGUACAGAGCCCAGGCUCGAUACCUGCUGGAGCGCGAGGAUCCCGAGCUCUGGCGCUUCGUCCUGAGCGAGAACAACAUCCACAGGCGAUCAGUUGUCGACCAGGUUACCGCGACUGCCGUUCCCGAGUCUACCGAUCCGGCUAAGGUGUCUGUUGCCGUUUCCUGCUUCUUGGAGAACGACCUGCCCCUGGAGCUUAUCGAGCUCUUGGAGAAGAUUGUUCUCGAGCCCUCUCCCUUCAGCGACAACCAGAACCUGCAAAACUUGCUCAUGUUCACCGCCGCCAAGGCUGACAAGGCCCGUGUGAUGGACUACAUCCACAAGCUGGACAACUACAAUGCCGAUGAAAUUGCCACUGCCUGUAUCGAUGUCGGUCUCUUUGAGGAAGCCUUUGAGAUAUACAAGAAGGCUGACAACAAGACUGCCGCCGUCAACGUCCUCAUCGAGCAUGUCGUCAGCAUUGACCGCGCUCAAGCCUAUGCCGAAGAUGUCGAUCUGCCCGAGGUUUGGAGCAAGGUUGCCAAGGCUCAGCUGGAUGGCCUCCGCGUCUCCGAUGCUAUCGAGUCCUACAUCAAGGCUGAUGAUCCUUCCAACUAUGCCGAGGUGAUUGAGAUUGCCACGCAUGCUGGCAAGAACGAGGAACUCGUCAGGUAUCUCCGCAUGGCACGCAAGACCCUCCGCGAGCCCGUCAUUGACACAGCUCUUGCCUUCUGCUACGCAAGGCUCGAGCAGCUGUCUGAGCUGGAGGACUUCUUGCGUGCUACCAACGUCGCCAACAUUGAGGAGUCUGGUGACAAGGCUUACGAGGAGGGCCUGUACGAGGCGUCAAAGAUCUUCUACACUAGCAUCUCCAACUGGGCCAAGCUGGCAACUACCCUGGUCCACCUCGGCGACUACCAGGCCGCUGUCGAGUGCGCGCGCAAGGCGAACAACAUCAAGGUCUGGAAGCAGGUCCACGAGGCUUGCGUCAGCAAGAAGGAGUUCCGACUUGCCCAGAUCUGCGGUCUUAACCUGAUCGUCGAUGCUGAGCAGCUCCAGGAGCUGGUCAAGGACUAUGAGAAGAAUGGGUACUUUGACGAGCUCAUUAGCCUUCUCGAGCAGGGCCUGGGUCUCGAGCGCGCUCACAUGGGUAUGUUCACCGAGCUGGGUAUCGCCCUCUCCAAGUACCACCCCGAGCGCCUCAUGGAGCACCUCAAGAUCUUCUGGUCCAGAGUCAACAUGCCCAAGAUGAUCCGAGCGUGCGAGGAGGCCAACCUGUGGCCUGAAUUGGUCUUCUGUUACUACCACUACGACGAGUUUGACAAUGCCGCGCUCACCGUUAUCGAGCGACCCGAGAACUCCUGGGAUCACCAGCAGUUCAAGGAGAUUGUGGUCAAGGUUGCCAACUUGGAGAUCUACUACCGUGCGAUUCGAUUCUACGUUGAGCAGCACCCGUCCCUGCUCACCGAUCUCCUGGCCGCUCUCACCCCUCGUGUCGAUGUUAACCGCGUUGUCAAGAUGUUCCAGAAGAACGACAGUCUGCCGCUCAUCAAGCCGUUCCUCCUGAACGUGCAGAGUCAGAACAAGCGCAUUGUUAACGAGGCCGUCAAUGACCUGCUGAUCGAGGAGGAGGACUACAAGACGCUGCGCGACUCGGUGCAGAACUACGACAACUACGAUGCCAUGGAGCUUGCGGCUCGUCUGGAGAAGCAUGACCUGAUCUUCUUCCGCCAGAUCGCCGCCAGCAUCUACCGCAAGAACAAGCGCUGGGAGAAGUCCAUUGCCCUGUCCAAGCAGGACAAGCUCUACAAGGAUGCCAUUGAGACCGCUGCCAUCUCCGCUAAGACCGACAUUGUCGAGGAGCUCAUCAGAUACUUUGUCGACAUUGGUCAUCGCGAAUGCUAUACCGGCAUGCUGUACGCAUGCUACGAUCUCAUCCGACCUGACCUUGUUCUGGAGCUCUCUUGGCGCAACGGCCUCAACGACUUCACCAUGCCAUACAUGAUCAACCUGUUGGCGCAGCAGACCAAGGAAAUUUCGCUGCUCAAGGCCGACAACGAGGCGCGCAAGGCUAAGGAGAAGGAUCAUGAGAAGGUCGAGGACAACACACCCAUCCUGGGCGGUGCUCGACUCAUGAUUACUGCCGGCCCCGGUGGAGGCGUUUCUCCUGCCCCUUAUGGCCAAGCUAAUGGUUUUGCGCCGCAGCCUACUGGCUACAACUAUUAGAUGCAAGUGCCAGUGUGGCAAUGGAUCGAAACGCAGCCGAAGUACCCCUUACACGUAAUGUGUAAUGCUUUUUAUUUUGCGCCUCGCAUAGUUAGCUCUUACGAAGAAGCCCAGACGCGUUCCGAGCGAAGUAUGGAGAGUUGAAAGGGGCAACAUGGACGGGCUGCUUUGUGAGCCUUUUUUAUACUUUUUCAUUAAGAAUAAUGAUUGUAGAGAUAAAAAAGGGCUUUUCGUCCCGGGGGAGGAGGCAAUGGGCUGGGAGGUCUGUUAGUCGCGGACCCCUUUUAUUUUACUUUAGCUUUAUUUCCUUGCAGUUAGAUCGGAGGAGGAAAAGAAUAUUCUCUUUUUUUGUGACUCAAUGGGGAGCGAGGCGGAAAGGAAAUUUGCGAGGCUGCAAAAUGU
This is a messenger RNA of Trichoderma reesei QM6a, 5445 nucleotides long. Its product is annotated as clathrin heavy chain-like protein. The record is from RefSeq and is a predicted model, not a curated record. Gene Ontology annotation, cellular component: clathrin coat of trans-Golgi network vesicle; clathrin coat of coated pit; actin cortical patch. Bases 1 to 5043 code for a protein of 1680 amino acids. Gene Ontology annotation, biological process: Golgi to endosome transport; receptor-mediated endocytosis; intracellular protein transport. The transcript has 4 exons. Gene Ontology annotation, molecular function: structural molecule activity; clathrin light chain binding. Lineage: Eukaryota; Fungi; Ascomycota; Sordariomycetes; Hypocreales; Hypocreaceae.